Messenger RNA from [Candida] anglica, 1593 nucleotides. NCBI's taxonomy places the organism in Eukaryota, Fungi, Ascomycota, Pichiomycetes, Serinales, Debaryomycetaceae. The record is from the annotation of a GenBank genome assembly.
AUGAAGGUGACUUACAAACAUGCCCAUCGACGAGCGGUGGUGUCGUUGUAUAGGAGUCUUCGACGGAACUGUGGCAAAAUAGACGAUAAUGUGAAAGAGAUGGAUCCAAGAAUGGAGUCUGAGGUGGUUAAAGGUUUUGCAUUGAAGGAGGAAAUAAGAAAAUAUAAUACUGAUACCAAGCUCUACCUUUCGUAUCUCCGAGCUGAACUUAUGAGAGCAGUUCAGGUAGAGUUUAGAACCGGGAAAUGGUCUAUUGGAGUCACCAAUGUGAAUAUAAUGAGAGAACGAUUAAUGGAGGGAAUUGAGUUGGAUGAGAAUUUGGAUGCAUUGAAUAAUAAGAGCACUACCGUGGUACCAGUGAUGGAAACCCUUGUUAAAUACCGUCAGCGUAAGCAUGAGGAACAAAAACGACGAGCACAGCAACUACAAGGUAAAUUGGAAACGGAGCAGGUCACAAAGAAGGAUCAAAGGGUAAUAUCAUCGCGGUUUGGCACACUCACAAGAAACCAACAAGCCAAACGAAUUAAACAGGAACUUGAAAAGAGUGCUCACAACUCCAAACUACUCAUUCAAAGGUAUUUCAAACAACUACAAUUGCAUCACAAGAUCCCAAACCCAUUCCUUUUACCCUACACUCAAGAAUACCCCUUGGGUCCAGUGCAUAACAUGGUUAGAAGUUCGCUUCUUAUGCGUGGCUCGGUGCGAAUGAGUGUUCUCCGCCAGGCAUACGAUUGGGAGUACAUCGAGGCUGUGGUCAAGCCUUCAUUAGCAUACGAUAUCAACAAAAUGCAUUAUCUUCCAAGAUUUCAAAGAAUCUUGAAUGACCGAGGGCCGUUCCGGGUCAAUGUCCGCACCACUGAAGCUGGGCCCAUGCUGAUGGCAUACCUAGAGGUCCCCUUCCCUCAAUUGGACGAAUUGAAAGAAAUCGCCAUGGAUAUCAAACGUCUGACCCGAUUAAUCCGAUUGAAAACUGUGUGGAAUGCAACAUCGGGAAAGGACAAAAGUAUCACUGAACUGCAAGCGCGGGACGGGAGCUUUGUCGUGGUGGGGAGUAAAGGGUUUAGUUCUGAAGAAAGAAUGUUCCCACGAGUGCAUUACGAAGAAUGGGCAGAAUGGGAAGCCUUAUGGGAAUGGCAGCAAGAUAAUCUGAACAACUUUGCUCAACAUCUUCAUUCAUGGACGCAAGUGUUGGAUGAUGCUAGUGAUACGAUUGAUAAAGAACUUCAAAAUUAUUUCAACCAUUAUAGGAAACAACUUCAACGAGAUUCUCCACUUUUCAUUCAACAAAAAGAGUUGCAGAAGGACAUGAAUAUUCAUUAUGAUAAACUCGUUGAACGUGGGAAACGGUUAGAGUCUAGCUUGGUCAAUAACUCGGUAUUCAAACACGGAGAGAUUGUCAAUGGUGAGAAAGUAGAGCAGAAUCUUAGAAACCUUGUAGUUCGAGAAGAACGCAAGAAAAUGAAGAAGAACCGUUUAUCACUUCCUGAGCGAGAAAGAAACGGUGUAGGGAAACAGUUGGGAGAUUACCUUGAAGAAAAUGGAAUAAGGGGUUUCCAAUGGGGCCACAAAUAUGAUAAGGAGCUUCCCCGCUAG